Molecule: messenger RNA, 1608 nt
Organism: Mollisia scopiformis
Lineage: Eukaryota; Fungi; Ascomycota; Leotiomycetes; Helotiales; Mollisiaceae
Exons: 5
Coding region: 1-1608 (535 amino acids)
Source: RefSeq, a predicted model, not a curated record
AUGGUACAACGCCAGAAUCCUUCACAACCUGGGGAUUACUACCAGAGGGAGGGUACUUGGAAGGAUAGGUUUGGCGUUCACAACCGUUUCGUGCCCGCCGCCGCAACAGCUCAGGCCAUAGAAGAUACAUUGAAGAAAUGCGUUGGAAUACCAUUCAAGGAGUUCGGCUUGAUCGUACGACUAGAAACCGGUGAAGAUAAAGUCUACUCAUCACUAGCUUUGGCACGCUUUCGAGAUACAAUCUUCACAGAAAAGUUCAAGCAAGAUUUUCAUCGAAGUAUCCGAAAGGCUUUAGCUCCAACAUACCCAUCUCCCACCGCAUUCCACCAAGAUGUUAUGUUCAACGACUUCGAUGCCGAUGGGAGUAGUGGAGGAUACAAUAGGAAGCACUCAAGCAGUGGAGAGUCCUCUUCAGAGUACAAUCGCCGUGUCCAUCGAAAAAUCGAAGUUUCUGACAACGAUGAUACACCUGUCCUCGAGAAUGCCCAACAGUUGAUGAUUGGUGACUCCGGCGAGGUUGAAAAGUUCUACCACAAAAGGUUCCAAGACAUGCAACAGUCAUCUUGCAAAGUCAUAGGCAAAGCAUUCGUGAAGCUGAUGGAGCCGAAGAAGCAAACACAUCAUCCAUAUACUAAGGGUAAUGACAGAGCACCGCCUUGGUGGCCGAGCACUACUGGUGACAACAAGGUUCGACACAUAGAACCGGAUCACAUUUUGAAACCUGAGCGCAUUCGACUACUAGUGCACAUUUUGAGAAUGGUCGUAGAGCCUGCAAACAAGCAGCACCCUUCCAUCGAAAAGCUUGGUCUCAACGUCAAAAAGCUGGAAGAAGUCACUAUGGAGGCAAUGUACAAUUGGUUCAAUGAUAAGGAAUAUCCCAAUAAUGCGCGAAAGAAGCCGUUCCUAAAUGAGAUCUUCAAAAUUGCCCGAGCAGAGGAGAUGUACAAGAAUGGCGAGAUUGAUAAGUCUACUUGUUUCUCCGUGAUGUAUAGUGAACGAUUAGGAACGGACGACUCGGAUAAUGAGAGCAUUGCAGCCAGCACGCCCUUUCUUGAGGUUGUAUCUCCAACCACCGGGCACAACUCUCAUAUGCUCGACGACACCAUGAGAAUGCGACAUCCCACGCGUUCAAGUGUCCAUAAUCAGAUGGAAGAACAGCCUCAGUACAACGAUUUUGGGAACUAUCGCAACAUGGGUUUUCAUCCUCAGAGUCCAUGUAUUCAAGAUCGUCAAUCGUUCGUUUCGACGCCAAAGUACUCGAGCCCACAGCCACAAGUGUACAACAAUUGGUCAAUGGUGAGCAAUAGUGGUGGGCAAUCAUUCUACACGACUUCUCCUCAGCAGAAUUUGCCUCCGUCAAGUGGCCCAUAUCUCCCCCUGCCAAAUGCGCAACCGCAGAUACAUCGUCCACCGCAACUACCAAACUAUGAUUACGACACUAGUCCAGGACCUGGCGACUCGCUGCGAACAGGAAGCAUAGGUCACCCCCAUCCACAUCAGCAGCACAUGCCUGUAUUUGAGAACUAUGUGCAAGACCAUGGUGGCUUUCAACAACACAACCAUGAUCUAAAGGAUCAGCACCAACAGAAUCUGCACCAUCAUCAAUAA